CUCGCUGAGAGCCGCCGCCGCCGGCCCCCCUCCCUCGCUGAGAGCCGCCGCCGCCGCCGCCCCCGCCCCCCCUUUUCCCUCGCUGAGAGCCUGAUAGCCGCCUCCUCUCGGUGUCGUCGCCUCUUCAACGACCGGCCGGCGGCUCUUCGCGUCCUUCUCCCCCGGACGGCAACCUCCGCGGCUCCGGUCACCGACUCACAGUCACCGGGAAAAUCAUGGCCACCAUGAACAUGAAUCUUAUUAUGGAGAACGGGACACAGAAAGUUUAGUUGUGGCAAUGGAAACUCUGGUUGCACCUGUUCCAAGAGAGUUCCAUAAACUAGCAUUGGAUGACAAAUCUGGUCAAACCAUCGAUACAGCAAAACGGCCUGCGCCAUUGACUAGUGGGUGUAGAAUAGAAGGUUUUGUGCUUGUCAAAAAGAUUGAGCAUUACCUUCAAUUGGUAAAGACUGAGAUAGCAUCAAGAAAAUCUUCUCGGGAGUUUAAAUUGCUAGAGGAGUAUGAGUAUACAGCCCACAGUAGUUUGGUGCACAGUCUGCAUAUUCCUGCUGCCAAAUUCCAUUUUGAGCCCUCUCCUAUGCAGGUCUUGGUAACUGAAGUUCCAAAAUCCUUCUCGCACUUCAUUACAAAUGUAUGUGCUAUCAUUGGAGGCAUUUUUACGGUGUCUGGAAUAUUGGAUUCUAUCCUGCACAAUACGAUCCGGCUUAUGAGAAAGGUUGAAUUAGGAAAACAAUUUUGAUGGGCAAAGGUGAAAUAUUGGUUGUACAACGGGUCCAAAGUUUUGCUCAUUCCCCUAGUUAGCAAUUCCAUUUUGAAUGCUUUCACUCAUAAGAGAAGUGAAGUUGUCAUGGCAAAGUAUUCAGCUGAAUACUCCAAAAAAUAUGGUGAUGCCUCCACCUCAGAUGCUCCUCCACGUGAUUAUGACUUGUGGUUUGACGCAACUGAUGUCCCAACUCAUGGCCAUGUCUAUGGCUUUAGUCCCCUAGAGGAUCUCACUGGAAUUAUUGGGCAAUCAUCAUCUGCUUCCACCUCUACAGGUCAAGCUCCAGAGCUGUACACUCAUGAAGACCUUCUACGUAUUCUUGAGCAAGAAAAGAAAAAAUGGCAAGAGGAGAUUCUUCAAAAGAUGAGAGAAGAGAUUGGCUUUGGACCAAGGCAUG
Messenger RNA from Phoenix dactylifera (date palm), 1160 nucleotides. The record is from RefSeq and is a predicted model, not a curated record. Lineage: Eukaryota; Viridiplantae; Streptophyta; Magnoliopsida; Arecales; Arecaceae.